Panonychus citri (citrus red mite) is the source of this 1813-nucleotide messenger RNA. RefSeq lists its product as uncharacterized. The coding region runs from base 320 to 1456 and encodes 378 amino acids. The transcript has 2 exons. Lineage: Eukaryota; Metazoa; Arthropoda; Arachnida; Trombidiformes; Tetranychidae. The record is from RefSeq and is a predicted model, not a curated record.
UACACUGCGAGACAAUUAUCAUAAUUGGUCAAAGUGAUCCGUCAGUUUGUCUUUACUAGUAUUGAUUUAAUAGCAUUUUAAUUGAUUUGUUUCUUGUUUUAAACCGAGUAGAUUUUGAUUAGCAAAAUGGUGAUGAUUUUACCCAAAUUACAGUUGAUACAUGUGUUGAUAAGAAACACUCACAGUUGUAUGAAGGAAACAAUUGGUAAAUUACUUUUGCAGUUCAUUUGUGAAGUUUUCUCGUUUUAAAUGUUUUUUAAUUUGGUAGUUUAUUGAGUAUUAAUUGUUGACCAUCUCAUUUGUAACUUUGAUCAUUAUCAUGGAAUUAACAAAUUAUCUUAAAGUCGCAAGUGCUAAUCAUUGUGGAAGUGAUGAAUUAAGUGAAUCAAGCUUGUCUUGUCUUGACCAGAGAAACUCAUCGACCCACCCUCGUCAAUUAACGGCCUUUGGUGAUCAUUGUUAUGCAAAAAUUAAGAUGAGUCCAAGUGAUUGGAUUGAAGCAGAAACUGAUCCUGACAAUGAAAUACCUCAGGUUGAUGUCGAGGGUCAUGAAGUGGUUAAUUCAUUGGUAGAAUCCACCUUGGUUGCUAUUGAUACGAAUAAUUCUUUUCGUAUUAAAUUGUCUCUAAAUCGAGAGUCCAUCAAAUUUCUUAGACGAUCAUUGAAAUUGGUCGAAGAUCGUCUCGAGUCAACGCAGUCAACAAUAAAACGUAAAUGGAAAUCAAAAGUUUAUUCUUAUUUGGAGUCAAUCAAGAGAUACGAUAAGACUGAUCAUCAAUCAUCUACAGAUGAAAGUGAAAGUGAAAAUGAAAGUCAAAUGUACAAAAAGGUUAAAAGAUAUUCAAACUUGGAGAAUGACCAGAAUGAAAUAAAACCCAUUGACGAAAUCAUUAGAACAUUCAAGAAAUGCAUUCAAUUCAGAGUUAAUCAUUGUGAAGACUUUUGGAUGUACUCUAGAAAUUUGAUUGAAAAUGGACGAAUACAAGAACAAAAUUUUCCUGUAAAUAUUUGUUUCUCUUCCAAAGAUCACCUUGAUAAGCGACUUCAAUUCUUAACAAAACUCAAUCCAGAUCCUUGCGUUUUCAGUCAUGUGAAACAUAAAGAGCCUUGGGGUGAGUCCGAUUUCGAGCAAUUAUUAGUACCGAAAAUACCUAAGGAAACUGCUAAACGAGUUCUCAAGGGAAUGUCACAAGGGAAACUCUACAACAUUCAUUAUGCUCAAUUGAGUCAAUUGUUCAGUGGGCUUAUUCGUGAAGAAAUAAAUGGAAAGACCAAAUGUCCGCUUUGUGGUAGAGUUUAUACUAUUCGCUCGUCGGUUAUAGAUCAUUUGGAAAGUGUUCAUACAAAUUUUGCUUGUUUCUGUGGUCGAUGUGGUCAUUUAUUCCUCAGAAGUGCUCCAGCGAGGAUUCACAAAUGUCCAUCAAAAGAUCUGUUAUCCAUUCGAAUCUCUUGUUGAAAUGGUAAUGAGCCUUUUUCUGCACCAAUCUAAUCAUUUACUCCGGAAGAUGGUACAUAUUGUGGACUUAGAGUACAUUCAAAGGUUUCUUUUGGUAUUCGUUUCAAUGAUCAUAAUGAAUUACACGAUAUUGGUGCGACAAUAUCUAUCACAGACUGCAUAACAAAUUAUAUUACAUCGAAAGCUAAUUCAUCUCAUGAAGUUAAAAUUAUCUAUGAGCUAAAUCGUCUAUCGACAGUUGGCCCCAACUCCACUAAAUUAAAUGAAUAAACGGACUCAUAAGUAAUCGAAAAAGGGGUAUAUCAAAAUCUGCCCAUCACCCAAGAAUUUAUUCUUUCAUUUUUUCUGACUCAACUU